AUGAAGCUGUCCAUUCUUACAAUCGGGGCCGCCGCCCUUGCCGGCCAGGCCGCGGCUUUCCACGGCAGCUUGGCCGCCACUCCCUACCUUCGCGAUUCAAGUGGAUUGCACCAGGAGCUCUUUGUACAAGACUACCUCACCGGCUCAAUGUGGUCAGCACGUCUUGACGGAGGAUUUGACGCUUGCACCGGUGGCCAGAAGUGCUGGGUCUCACUCCUUGAGGCAGGCGACGAUAACUAUAGCUUUGCCGUACAAGUCUGGAGGACUGACGACGGUUGCCAUAAUAUCGACUUUGAAGGCUACCUUGAUGCUCAUCAUGGAUUUUGCUGUGGUUCCUUGCCUUGUGAUAUCUGGGCUUAA
Molecule: messenger RNA, 360 nt
Organism: Penicillium subrubescens
Lineage: Eukaryota; Fungi; Ascomycota; Eurotiomycetes; Eurotiales; Aspergillaceae
Exons: 2
Coding region: 1-360 (119 amino acids)
Source: RefSeq, a predicted model, not a curated record